Macrosiphum euphorbiae (potato aphid) is the source of this 1104-nucleotide messenger RNA. The record is from the annotation of a GenBank genome assembly. NCBI's taxonomy places the organism in Eukaryota, Metazoa, Arthropoda, Insecta, Hemiptera, Aphididae.
AUGAGACUUUAUUUUGGUUUAUUCAUAAUGUAUUAUGCCAAUAUCAUUCGUUUUUUCUCAAAUGUAGUACGCAAUGUUUCAAAUAUUUUCAAGCCACACAUGUUGAACGGACAUUAUAUUGAAUGGCCGAAUAACAAAACGGAAGCCAUUUAUUUACGUGACAAACGCUGUAUACCAAAAAAUAUAAUUUUUACCAGGUUCCAAAUUUGUGGAAAUCAAGUGAUUUUGGUUUCACCGCGUUACAAGGAAGGUGUGCCAUUUACGUUGAGUCAAUUAAUGCUCUACGAUAAAGAUGAAUGUUACAAACCUAUUCAUGGGUCAAAAUGGCUAGUUUGGAUAUUGGACAUAGGAGUUAUAAAUACCUUAGAUGAAACUACAAAGACAGAAUCCGAUGCGAAAAUAUUGGGGAUUGACUAUGGAGAUGGACGUAUAGUACAUACUAUACCACUCAAACCGUUAAUAUGUCGCUCACGCAGUCGACUACAAUACUUAGUUGUGGAAUAUGAUAAUGUAAACAAUGAUAAACCAAUAAUUUAUAUAGGAGACGGAGGUACUCGUUCAAUUAUUGUGUGGAAUGUUCAAGUUAACGAAGGCUACAGAGUAAAAUUGCCAUAUUCUGCGACUACAACAUGUACAGAUUUUUCUACGGAAGAUGUGUUUUACCUAGUCCUGAUUGAAAAUUUUAAUUCCAAUUACCUAUAUUUCACAUAUUUGUCGAGCUCGGAUAUGUUUAAGGUACGCACCAAAGACUUACAAAAACGAAUCAAUCCUAAAUGUAUAAUUGACGUUGGACGGAAACCUUGCAAAAUGGUAGUUUUAGGAGCUGCAUAUGGGUCAGUAAUGUAUUUUCGAAUAAAAGGAAUGAACCAUUUAUAUAGUUGGGACACAAAAGAAAGUUUUUUAGAAGAAAACAUGAAAAUGGUUAAGAAAAGUGUAGACUGCCGUACAAUAACACAUAUAGACGUUGACAAUGACGGUGUUCUGUGGAAGUUAGAGAGUAACCACGAAGAUUACCUUGCCAACACGGUAGGGUGUUAUGGAGCUAGCAUAAUGCUCUCACCCAUAGUUGGGAAAUCCGUACCUCCACAGCUGGAUCAAAAUUAA